Helianthus annuus (common sunflower) is the source of this 1582-nucleotide messenger RNA. Its product is annotated as NAC domain-containing protein 2. Bases 292 to 1167 code for a protein of 291 amino acids. The record is from RefSeq and is a predicted model, not a curated record. The transcript is spliced from 3 exons. NCBI's taxonomy places the organism in Eukaryota, Viridiplantae, Streptophyta, Magnoliopsida, Asterales, Asteraceae. Gene Ontology annotation, biological process: regulation of DNA-templated transcription. Gene Ontology annotation, molecular function: DNA binding.
ACGUGGGGUCAAUCCUCACACGUGCCCCUCCCUCAUUCGCCUUCUCUCUUCCAGUGAGCCGUUGAAAAUGACCGGCUGCGUCGACCAUCCCCCCUCUCUCUCUCUCCUGCUUCUUCCUCGAACCCACGUUUGUUUUCAUCCAGAUUCAAUCCCCCACGUGCCCCCCAAUUUUUCUAUAUAACCCUCUUCAUCCUUCUUCACUAGUGUCGAAAACCCAAUACCCUAACCCCUGCAACAAGUGUUAUAACAAGUUUCAUAGCAACCACAAGACAAUUAUUUUGUUUUUUGAAGAUGACCGGAGAUUGUUUGGAGUUACCGCCUGGCUUCCGCUUUCAUCCGACCGAUGAGGAGCUGGUGAUGCAUUACCUGUGUAGGAAGUGUGCCUCUCAGACGAUUUCAGUCCCGAUUAUUGCUGAGAUUGAUUUGUAUAAGUUCGAUCCCUGGCAGCUUCCUGAUAUGGCUCUGUAUGGAGAAAAGGAGUGGUACUUCUUUUCACCUAGGGAUAGGAAGUAUCCGAAUGGAUCUCGGCCGAAUCGAGCGGCUGGGACGGGUUACUGGAAGGCUACUGGGGCGGAUAAGCCCAUUGGUAAACCGAAAGCUGUUGGGAUUAAGAAGGCGUUGGUGUUUUACGCGGGUAAAGCCCCGAGAGGCGUCAAAACAAAUUGGAUAAUGCACGAGUACCGACUCGCUAACGUGGAUCGAUCCGCGGGCAAACGGGCCAAUAAUCUUAGGUUAGAUGACUGGGUGUUAUGUCGAAUUUACAACAAGAAAGGUGUUUUGGAGAAACACUUGAAUUCAGAUAUAAAAUCAUCACAAUUUUCCGAAACAGAAAUGGAUAUAAAACCCGAAAUCACAUCAUAUUCUCCGGUGAACAAAAUAUCAUCAGGACAUGUACAACCAUCAAUGUCGUAUCAUCCUACAAACGAUACGUUUAAUUUCGAACCAUCCGAAUCAGUCCCAACGUUACACACGGAUUCAAGUUCAGAACACGAAAGAGAGAGAGAAAAAGAAGUCCAAAGCGAGGUGAAAAAAGACGUUUUCCAGUUCAAUUACAUGGAUUCGUUCGCGGAUGACACAUUUACCCCUCAAAGCCAAUACUACAAUGACUUCCAACUCUCUCCGUUACAAGAUAUGUUUAUGUUCAUGCCAAAGUCGUUUCAAAUGUAAUAAUAUCAACUAGAAGCACAUGUGUGUACAUGAAUUGGGGACUUUACCGUUAUGUACAAGCAUUGAAGUAUGGGGGACAAAGUUGAGAAGGCCGCAAGAGUUGAAUGGAUUUUAGGUGGCCCAAAAGCAAGUGGGCUUGUUGACUUUUAGCCGCCCAUUAACCAAAUGAAGAAAAGAAUGGCUGAUGAAAUUGACAUUUUUGAAUGCUCAGUCCUAGGUUCAUUGUAUAUAAUAUUAUCAAAUUAAAAAUAUUAAUAAUAUUACUAAAUAAUUUUAUUGAUAUAUAAAUCAGGUUAAUACAUCCAUUGGCCUCCUUUAGCAUUCUUUCAGUUUGAGAAUAUCUUUAUUUCAUUUAUCAUAGUUUGUAUUCUUUAAAGAACAUUAAUAAAAGAAUUAUUGUGAUUUUUAUCUAUUA